UUAUAAAAUAUUCAUUAUUAAAUUUAAUGUUGUAAUUCUGUAUUGUAAUUAAUUAUGUGUGAAAAAAUAUUACUAUACUGUUGAAUUGCUGUACUUAAUAUGACAACCUUAAUCAUUUAAAUUCAGUACGAAAUUAUUCGAUCGUAACUGGCAAGCAAUAGACAGAUGGUCAGUCAUGAUAAGAAAUUAGUUGGACUUGAUGGUCAGUCUUUUAUGAAUUAAUAGAAGAAUCAUUUUUCAAACUCGAGUUUUCUGCGCGCCAACAGGAUUCGUCAGUCUUAAAACGCAGUAAUUGCUGACAGAGAUUACUUAAUCAUUUAAUUGUAAUUAUGAUAUAACUAUAAUCAAGAGACACGAUAGUGUCUUACGCUAAGUUCACGCGUGAAGUGACGCUCGCGCAGCGACACUGUCCUAUGGCUAUACGCGAAGAAUCUUUGCACGACUCUACAUCAAAAUGUAUAUUUAAAAAAGUGUGAUAAAACAUACCUUCUCUUUGAAAACAUACAAGAAAGACAAAUACAUACGCUACUUGGUUUCAUGGACAAAGUAUAACAUCGUUCCAACAAAAAGACUGAUAUCAAAUCAUCGUUAGAUUGUAACAUAAUUUCUAUCAUAGUUUUGGAAAAAAACUGCAGCAUAAAAUUUUUAAAUGAAAAAGAACUUGGCGCUGCUGGAUGAACGGUUUAUUGAAAACCAGCUUCUUCUUCGACGUCUCAAACUGAUCUGAUCUGUUGGCUGAAGGCGAUAGUCAACUGCGCUUGCGCUUCCAUAAAUUUAAAUAUAAAUGAUGCCUGUGUAUUUUUCUUACAUUUUCUAUUAUACAAUUCACUUAUUUCGUGAUAAGUGUUUAAUAUAACGUAUAACAAUACUUCUAUAUUUCGUGUAUCUAUAGUCUCGUCAAUUAUUCACAGCGUAAUAAGAGACAAUUAUUUAAUAAUGGAGAGUAUAUUAAGCUAAAUUCAUCCUUUCUUCAUCCAUAAUGACUUAACAACAGUAUAUAGAGAUAGAAGACAGUUUAUAAAACUGAAGACAUUCAGUGCACUUGUCGGAAGAUCAGUCGUUUCAUUACCAAAGCAGCUCCAUUCGCGGCGCGAUAUGGUAUUUGCAGGCGAACGCUGUGUAAAGCUCCAUCGAACUAUGCUUAUGAUUGUGGGAUUAUGGCCGUAUCAGAAACCAGUCAUCUGGCGAAUACAAUCAGUUUUCUUCUUGAGCUUCUACUGUUGCUAUUUAUUUUUUCAGUUUGCGCCGUUCUUGACGACUACUUGUAACAUUGAUUGUACCCUAAAAAGAUUUUCUUAUCUUUGUAUUACUUUUGUUUUUAUUAUGAAUUAUUACUCAUUCUUCUUUAAUUCUGAAGCUAUUAUGGCAAUUAAAAACAGGUAAAACAAAUAUUUGAACAUAUGCAGCUCGACUGGAAAAUGUUUGAAAAUAGUGACACAAUGAAAAUAUUUGAAGAAUAUCUCUUUGAAUCUUAUAUUUUCACAUUAUUUACGUGUAGUAAGUGAGCCAGAAAUGUUACCGUAAUUUUUUACCAUUUUAGUGGAACUGUUUCAUAAUUUCGUUGUAUGUGUUUUUCUAGUUAUUCUUUUAAUAAUUGCAUCUUUUCUUCUAACUAUUGAAUGUAGUCCUAUCAUUCUUG
This is a messenger RNA of Ooceraea biroi (clonal raider ant), 1639 nucleotides long. RefSeq lists its product as uncharacterized. The record is from RefSeq and is a predicted model, not a curated record. Lineage: Eukaryota; Metazoa; Arthropoda; Insecta; Hymenoptera; Formicidae.